GUCCAGGGUGGAUAUCGUUCGUUGACCUACAGUCAUCAAAUUGAUCCCAACAAGGAGCUGUGCCGUUAUGAAGUUGCAUCCGGUGUUUGCAACGACAGUUCGUGUGAAUAUCAACAUUUCCGCGAUAUGGGUGUUUCUGACGAUACUCUUCUCCUUCAAAUGGGCAUGAACGGCAACCCUGGCCAGAGCGCCGAAUACAGGCAAGGCCUGAGGGAUAUCCUACAAGAGAUGAGGGACAAUAACAACCUCGAGACGGAAGCUGUUGCCACACGCGUGGCCCAGUAUCGAAGAGAGUUCCUCAAGGACCCCUCUAACAUACUUGGUUUG
Aureobasidium melanogenum CBS 110374 is the source of this 327-nucleotide messenger RNA. RefSeq lists its product as uncharacterized. The transcript has 2 exons. NCBI's taxonomy places the organism in Eukaryota, Fungi, Ascomycota, Dothideomycetes, Dothideales, Saccotheciaceae. The annotation marks the transcript as partial. The record is from RefSeq and is a predicted model, not a curated record. Gene Ontology annotation, cellular component: nucleus; exosome (RNase complex).